Messenger RNA from Benincasa hispida (wax gourd), 429 nucleotides. NCBI's taxonomy places the organism in Eukaryota, Viridiplantae, Streptophyta, Magnoliopsida, Cucurbitales, Cucurbitaceae. The record is from RefSeq and is a predicted model, not a curated record.
AUGGCCGUUGGUGUUGGCUCUGUUUCCUUAAAGCUACAAGAUGGUUCAGUGAAGCUAAUCAGAAAUGAGAGAAAUGUUCCUACCUUGAAGAGAAAUAUUCUAUUAUUGGGGAUGUUUGACUCCAUUGAUGAAGAUCCUACAGAGGAUGAGCUAUGGCACAAGAGGCUAUCUCAUAUUAGUGUGAAGGGGUUGCAAGUUCUUUCCAAACAGGGGAUUCUUCCUAAAGGGUUUGGAAACAAUUUGAAGUUUUGUGAACAUUGCAUCCUUGGCAAGGCAACUAGGCAAGACUUUCCUAAAGGACAACAUACUACCAAGGAUAUAUUUGAAUAUGUGCAUUCUGAUCUAUGGAGUCCAACACACUCUCCUUCACUAAGUGGAGCAAGGCACAAUGUGACAGAGAUGUUUGAUCAGUAUUCUCGUGAGCCUUGA